AUGGAAAACAUUGUUCCCCGUAGUGUUUCCACUUUGAUAUUUUCCUUCCUAUUAUUCUGCCUCACCCUGACAAAGAUAGGAGUCACUUGUCUCUCACCUGAUGGACAAGCCCUUCUUUCUCUUCUGCCUGCAGCAGGUCCUGCUGCAAAAUCAUCACCUGUUCUCUCCUCAUGGAACCCAUCAAGCUCAACACCAUGUUCAUGGAAAGGCAUCACAUGCUCCCCACAAGGUAGAGUAAUUUCCCUCUCUAUUCCAGAUACUUUUCUCAACCUCUCCUAUUUACCUCCUCAGCUUUCCUCUUUAUCAAUGCUGCAACUUCUCAAUCUCUCGUCCACCAAUGUCUCUGGCUCCAUCCCGCCCUCUUUUGGUCAACUGUCCCAUCUUCAGCUGCUUGACCUCUCCUCAAACUCUCUCACUGGUUCCAUACCUGUUGAACUUGGAAGCCUCUCUUUACUUCAAUUCCUUUUCUUGAACUCCAACAGAUUGACAGGAAGCAUUCCUCAACAUCUUGCUAAUCUCACUUUGCUUGAAGUUCUCUGCCUCCAAGACAAUCUUCUCAACGGCUCAAUACCAUCACAGUUAGGCUCUUUGACAUCUCUACAGCAGUUUCGGAUAGGGGGCAAUCCAUAUCUCAAUGGACAAAUCCCUUCACAGUUAGGCCUACUCACCAACCUCACCACUUUUGGUGCAGCUGCCACGGGACUUUCUGGUUCCAUUCCCUCUACAUUUGGUAACUUGAUCAAUCUACAAACUCUAGCACUUUAUGAUACUGAAAUUUCUGGUUCAAUACCACCAGAACUUGGGUUUUGUUCUGAGCUGAGAAAUCUGUACCUGCACAUGAAUAAGCUCACUGGUUCUCUCCCUGCUCAAUUGAGCAAGUUGCAAAAACUUACUAGCUUGCUGCUUUGGGGCAAUGCCUUAACUGGUCCAAUCCCAGCAGAGCUUUCCAACUGUUCAUCACUUGUUAUAUUUGAUGUCUCUUCUAAUGACCUCUCUGGUGAAAUACCGGGGGACUUUGGGAAGCUGGUGGUUCUGGAACAGCUUCAUCUAUCAGACAAUUCACUCUCAGGUAGAAUACCAUGGCAGUUGAGCAACUCUACCAGCCUUUCCACUGUUCAGCUCGACAAGAAUCAGUUAUCAGGUACUAUUCCCAUGGAGUUAGGCAAAUUAAAGGUUCUACAGAGCUUUUUCUUAUGGGGUAAUUUAGUGUCUGGAACCAUACCACCGUCUUUUGGAAACUGCACAGAACUCUACGCACUUGAUCUUUCAAGGAACAAGUUAACAGGUUCUAUACCAGAAGAGAUUUUCAGCUUGAAGAAGCUGAGUAAACUUUUGCUUCUGGGCAAUUCAUUAACAGGAAGAUUGCCAGCAAGAGUUGCAAAUUGCCAGUCUUUGGUGAGGCUAAGGGUUGGAGAGAACCAGCUUUCUGGGGAGAUUCCUAAAGAGAUAGGUCAAUUGCAGAAUCUGGUGUUCCUCGACUUGUACAUGAAUAAUUUCUCUGGAAGCAUACCAAUGGAGAUUGCUAAUAUCACAGUUCUUGAGCUGUUAGAUGUGCACAACAACUACCUCACUGGGGAAAUUCCACCUGUGAUUGGGGAGCUUGAAAAUUUGGAGCAGCUUGAUCUUAGCAGAAACAGUUUGACAGGUGAAAUUCCUUGGAGCUUCGGAAACUUCAGCUUUUUGAACAAGCUGAUCCUCAAUAAUAACUUACUGACAGGAUCAAUCCCAAAAUCUAUUAGAAAUUUGCAGAAGUUAACUCUUCUGGAUUUGAGUUCCAACAGCCUCUCUGGUGGCAUACCCCCUGAGAUUGGUCAUGUUAUAAGCUUAACCAUCAAUUUGGACUUGAGCUCCAAUUCUUUUACAGGAGAAAUCCCAGAAUCAGUGUCUUCUUUGACACAGUUACAAUCACUUGAUCUUUCUCAUAACAUGCUUUAUGGAGGAAUCAAGGUUCUGGGGUGUCUCACUAGCCUCACCUCUCUCAACAUCUCCUACAAUAACUUCUCAGGUCCUAUCCCAGUUACUCCAUUCUUCAGAACUCUAUCUUCCAAUUCAUAUAUUCAGAACCCUAGGCUUUGUCAGUCCAUUGAUGGGGCUACGUGUUCUUCUAGUCUGAUUCAGAAAAAUGGUUUAAAAUCUGCAAAAACCAUUGCUUUGAUCUCAAUCAUUCUAGCCUCGGUUACCAUAAUUCUCAUUGCAUCCUGGAUUAUAGUCACUCGUAAUCAUGGAUACAAUGUUGGAAAAACAUUGGGGGCAUCAAGUUCCACAUCAGGAGCUGAAGAUUUCUCCUAUCCUUGGACUUUCAUCCCAUUUCAGAAAGUAAACUUCUGCAUGGAUAAUAUCUUGGAUUGCUUGAAGGAUGAAAAUGUGAUUGGAAAGGGCUGCUCAGGUGUUGUGUACAAGGCUGAAAUGCCAAAUGGAGAGUUGAUAGCAGUAAAGAAGCUUUGGAAAGCAAGCAAAGCAGAUGAAAUAGUGGAUUCUUUUGCUGCAGAGAUUCAGAUUCUUGGAUACAUUCGGCAUAGGAACAUAGUGAAGCUCAUAGGUUAUUGUUCUAACAGGAGUGUUAAUCUUCUUCUCUAUAACUACAUCCCAAAUGGUAAUCUGCGACAGCUUUUACAAGGGAACAGGAACCUAGAUUGGGAAACAAGAUACAAGAUUGCUGUUGGAUCAGCUCAAGGUCUAGCUUACCUUCAUCAUGAUUGUGUCCCUGCAAUCCUCCAUAGAGAUGUCAAGUGCAAUAACAUACUUCUAGACUCCAAAUUUGAGGCAUAUCUGGCAGAUUUUGGUCUUGCAAAACUAAUGCAUUCACCAAAUUAUCAUCAUGCAAUGUCCAGAGUUGCUGGUUCCUAUGGUUAUAUUGCCCCAGAAUAUGGCUACUCCAUGAACAUAACAGAGAAGAGUGAUGUCUAUAGUUAUGGGGUGGUUUUGCUAGAGAUAUUAAGUGGUCGCAGUGCUGUUGAAACCCAUGUUGGAGAUGGCCAACACAUAGUGGAAUGGGUGAAGAGGAAGAUGGGAAGCUUUGAACCAGCUGCAUCAAUACUAGACACGAAGCUGCAAGGUCUACCAGAUCAAAUGGUGCAAGAGAUGCUUCAAACUCUUGGAAUUGCUAUGUUUUGUGUGAACUCUUCCCCUUCAGAGCGCCCCACAAUGAAGGAAGUGGUUGCACUACUGAUGGAGGUGAAGAGCCAACCUGAAGAGAUAGGCAAGACCUCUCAACCUCUAAUAAAACAGUCCUCAAAUCAAAGCUGA
Sphenostylis stenocarpa is the source of this 3246-nucleotide messenger RNA. The record is from the annotation of a GenBank genome assembly. NCBI's taxonomy places the organism in Eukaryota, Viridiplantae, Streptophyta, Magnoliopsida, Fabales, Fabaceae.